AUGGGAACUGUCUUCGCGAAAUGCUGCAAAAAACCCAACAGUAACAGCGAUGAUGCACUCACCAUUCUGGUACUGGGCAUUGAAAAUGCCGGAAAAACGGAAGUGGCUUUGAAAAUUUGCCACCGAAAGCGAGGAGAUCAUGGACCCACUAAAGGAUGUCGCCUGUACGAGACUGUGAUCGCCGAUAGCGAGAUAAAGCUGAUUGAAAUCGGCGGUGGAUCCGAUCUGCGGGAUAUUUGGAAGUAUUAUUUUCUAGAUGCUCUAGCUGUAAUCUUUGUAAUCGAUGCUUCCUCUAUAAACGCCAUCUGUGAGUCGUACAAAAUAUUCCAAAACCUGAUGGCGCACGAGUUCCUAGUCGGUAAACCGUUCCUGAUCUUGGCCAACAAACAAGAUCUACCGGAGUCAGUGGAUUGUAUCGAUAUUUGCGAGUAUUUGGAUGUCGAAUACCUUGCCAAUCGGUACCGCUGUCCAUGCCUGGUGGAAGCCAGUGGUUGUUGGGGCGAUUCCGUCGACGAAUCGAACGAAUACGACGGAUUGAACUACGGUGUCCAGUGGCUGGUGAAAACGGUGCUGGCGCAUCAUCAGUUUAUCAUGAAUCGUAUCAAUUUCCACAAGCAUCUGAUUGGUCUGGAGCCCAGCGAGUCGGAGAGAGGGCAGCAGCUGAAAAGACCACGCACGGCCGGACGAUUGAGGCGCAGGAAAUCGGAAAAGGCUGGUCGCCCAAAAACGGCUCCCUCCAGUCAGCUGGCAUGGCUACAGCAGAACGAUAAUAACUAUCUGAUCAAACGAAACAGCGUUAUCUCCGUGAAAAGUAUUCCCAGCAGUAGCAGCACGCAGACCGAGCGAACGGUCAAUUCGAUCUCCAAACCUCCGACCACCGACGAUGGGCUAUCCGUUGUGGACGAAGGAGUAGAAAAUAGUCGUAGCAAUAGCGUUGUCGGUCCCACCUUAGAGCAGGCUCCUGAUUCCACAGUUCCCCCAGAGCGUCCAUCGAUUUCUAUUAUGCGCAAGGAGGAAAUGACUCUGGAAGACUUGUCGCUAUCAUUUUCGGUAAAUGAAGUGAACGGGAAAGCGAUAGAAAUAAGCUAA
Anopheles aquasalis is the source of this 1089-nucleotide messenger RNA. Its product is annotated as ADP-ribosylation factor-like protein 13B. The record is from RefSeq and is a predicted model, not a curated record. Gene Ontology annotation, biological process: receptor localization to non-motile cilium; non-motile cilium assembly. Gene Ontology annotation, cellular component: non-motile cilium; ciliary membrane. Gene Ontology annotation, molecular function: GTP binding; GTPase activity. Lineage: Eukaryota; Metazoa; Arthropoda; Insecta; Diptera; Culicidae.